Messenger RNA from Ilex paraguariensis (yerba mate), 1258 nucleotides. Lineage: Eukaryota; Viridiplantae; Streptophyta; Magnoliopsida; Aquifoliales; Aquifoliaceae. The record is from the annotation of a GenBank genome assembly.
UUUAUGCAAAUCUUAGUUAAUCUUCUCUCUGUUCAUAACUUGACUUUUAGAAGUUAGUAAUUCAAACACAUGACUUCUGAGUUUAAAGAUGAUCUUUGUUACAUUUGAAUAACUGUUAGGGUUAGGUGAAAUUUAUGAUUUACGGUAUUAUUUUCAUCCAGAAUAAUAUUUGUGGUGACUAAUAAAAUUCAAAAAUUUCCGAAAAUUUCCUUUUCUCUCUGGACUUCAAUUGUCUAAGACAGGAGAUUAGCUUCCUAAUCCUCACACGCUCUUCUAGGGUUUGAUUGGCAGGAAAAUGACAGCAUUCAGAACCACAACAAGCUUGAUUGCCAGAGAACUAUUCUGGUCAUCGCUUCCGUUGGCAAGGGUGCGCAUAUUACAUUCAUCACCGCCGAGUUUGUACUUUGGUGGGACCACCCUCCGCCUCAUAUCGCGAGUCAGCUAUAGCUCAAUUCGGUGCUCUGCGGCUUCAGAAUCCGGCGAAACCAGAAAGAAGGCGUCGGCGCGGUUGUCUCAGGUUCAACAGCUUUUGCUUGAAGCGACGGAGCGAGCUAAAGCCGCCAGCAAUGAACCUGUCCCUAAAAUCACUCUUGACCAUGUUACAGUGAACUUUGCAAGAAGUGGUGGGCCAGGUGGUCAAAAUGUAAACAAAGUGAACACCAAGGUAGAUAUGCGGUUCAAUGUUAAAAAUGCACAUUGGUUAAGUGAAAGGGUGAGGGAGAAGAUUAUACAAAUGGAGAAGAAUCGUAUCAACAAAGAUGGGGAGCUUGUGAUUUCUUCAACAAAAACUAGAACACAGAAGGGUAACAUUGAAGAUGCUUUGGAGAAACUACAGGUACUGAACAUUGUAUGCAGUAGUAAUAUGCUGCCACUGCCACUGCUCGGGAAAAUGACAGCAUUCAGAACCACAACAAGCUUGAUUGCCAGAGAACUAUUCUGGUCAUCGCUUCCGUUGGCAAGGGUGCGCAUAUUACAUUCAUCACCGCCGAGUUUGUACUUUGGUGGGACCACCCUCCGCCUCAUUUCGCGAGUCAGCUAUAGCUCAAUUCGGUGCUCUGCGGCUUCAGAAUCCGGCGAAACCAGAAAGAAGGCGUCGGCGCGGUUGUCUCAGGUUCAACAGCUUUUGCUUGAAGCGACGGAGCGAGCUAAAGCCGCCAGCAAUGAACCUGUCCCUAAAAUCACUCUUGGCUACACUACAUUCAGAGUGCCAAUCUUCUUUUUCCAGUAUGUUUUGGUGAAUGUGAAUAUUGCUAGGUGA